Meleagris gallopavo (turkey) is the source of this 324-nucleotide messenger RNA. Lineage: Eukaryota; Metazoa; Chordata; Aves; Galliformes; Phasianidae. The record is from RefSeq and is a predicted model, not a curated record.
GGGCCGGCGGGGGCCAGCCUGCGGCGCAAGGGGCUGCACAGCUGCCACAUCCCGGGCUGCGGCAAGGUGUACGGCAAGACCUCGCACCUGAAGGCGCACCUGCGCUGGCACACGGGCGAGCGGCCCUUCGUCUGCAACUGGCUCUUCUGCGGGAAGCGCUUCACCCGCUCCGACGAGCUGCAGCGGCACCUGCGGACUCACACGGGCGAGAAGCGCUUCGCCUGCCCCGUCUGCAACAAGCGCUUCAUGCGCAGCGACCACCUGAGCAAACACAUCAAAACGCACAACGGGGGCGGCGGGGGCAAAAAGGGCAGCGACAGCGAC